Molecule: messenger RNA, 1529 nt
Organism: Archocentrus centrarchus (flier cichlid)
Lineage: Eukaryota; Metazoa; Chordata; Actinopteri; Cichliformes; Cichlidae
Gene: otol1b
Product: otolin 1b
Exons: 5
Coding region: 66-1529 (487 amino acids)
Molecular function (GO): protein binding
Source: RefSeq, a predicted model, not a curated record
AAGACUCUUCUAGAGAGAGGAUAAAUGACCAUAACACUUAUAACAUAACUGGAUCCAAGUCAACCAUGAGGAUUAUUUUCUGCCAGUCGACUCUUGUGGCUGUAGUUUUGGUUGCACUCACUGUGAUGUCCUACACUGAAGCCAAGACUACACCGAAGCCAAAGUACCAGUACACCAAGAAGCCCGUCCCUCAGAUCACAGUCCACAGCCCUGUUACCACCAGCAUGCCCAAGACGCUUAAGAUAAUGCCGACCGCAAAUCCUGUGCAACCCCACCCGCUGCCUACCCCAGUGAGGACCACCUACCCAAGUCAUGUCUUUGCACAGCACUACCCUGAUGGCACUGGGCCACCCGGUGUUGGUCCUGAGAACUACACCCUGGAUUACAAUGAGUGUUACUUUAACUUUUGUGAGUGCUGCCCACCGGAGAGGGGCCCCAGGGGCCUAAAAGGUGACAGAGGCCUAGCAGGGUCACCUGGUGAAAGAGGCCUUGCUGGAGCAGCCGGUUUACCUGGACCACCUGGUGUGAGUGGUCCUAUGGGGUUAAAGGGCGAAAAAGGGGAUAAAGGUGACAGAGGAAACAGUGGGCCAACUGGGCCGUUAGGAAUUCCAGGGAAACCAGGGCCAAAAGGUGAUGUUGGCUACAAAGGAGAAAAAGGUGAAGUCGGAUUGCAAGGUAUCAAAGGUGAUAAAGGGCAGAAAGGAGAACCUGGCAAAAAUGGGACUGCUGGUGAGAAAGGAGAGCCUGGAAAAGAAGGGCCAGUUGGGCCUCCAGGAGUGGCUGCUGUAUCAGGUUCGAAGGGAGACAAGGGGGAUAGAGGGGAGUGUGCCACUUAUGGAGAGAAAGGACAAAAAGGUGAGCCAGGUGAACCUGGGGCUCCUGGGAUCCCAGGAGCAAUGGGAAUUCCAGGACAGAAUGGAAAGCAUGGCUCCCCAGGUCCUGUAGGUGUCCGAGGGGAUCCGGGACUCCCUGGACCACAAGGAGAACCAGGGGGAAGGGGGUCUGAAGGACCACAAGGCAUAAGAGGGAUGCCAGGGCCAAGAGGGGAAAGAGGUUACCCCGGGAUGAGAGGUGAGCGAGGUUUUCGUGGAUUCAAAGGAGCAAAAGGCUCAGGAGUUCCCCAGAAACGCUCUGCCUUCAGUGUAGGUAUCUCUCCAAGAAAGUCUUUCCCUCCUUCAGGCUUUCCAAUCCGCUUUGACAAAGUCUUCUACAAUGAAGAGAACCACUUCAACAUCACUUCCAACAGCUUUACGUGUGUCCACCCCGGAGUUUACGUAUUCUCCUUCCACAUCACUGUGCGCAAUCAGCCACUGCGAGCCACGCUGGUGGUGAACGGGUCACGGCGGGUGAGGACACGGGAUUCUCUGUAUGGUCAAGACAUUGACCAGGCUUCUACUCUGGUGGUGCUGCGGCUGGUGGCAGGUGAUCAGGUGUGGAUGGAGACGCUCAGAGACUGGAAUGGUGCAUAUGCCAGCAGUGAGGAUGACAGCAUCUUCUCUGGGUUUCUUCUUUACUCAGACAAGCCGUGA